Messenger RNA from Bolinopsis microptera, 4632 nucleotides. Its product is annotated as Fanconi anemia group J protein-like. The transcript has 19 exons. The record is from RefSeq and is a predicted model, not a curated record. The coding region runs from base 26 to 4036 and encodes 1336 amino acids. Gene Ontology annotation, biological process: double-strand break repair involved in meiotic recombination; nucleotide-excision repair. Gene Ontology annotation, molecular function: DNA helicase activity; hydrolase activity, acting on acid anhydrides, in phosphorus-containing anhydrides; ATP binding. Gene Ontology annotation, cellular component: nucleus. Lineage: Eukaryota; Metazoa; Ctenophora; Tentaculata; Lobata; Bolinopsidae.
AGGAUGACCUGAUCUAGUCAGUGGAAUGAAGUGUAAAAACUGUGGUGCAAUACUGCAAGCAAAGCACUAUGGGAAGCACGUGACAAAAUGUCUCAAGAGUCACCGUGACCUGCUCUUCUUUGCUCAACAAGCUGAGAAACAAGCUGAGCAAAGUGUGAAGCCAAAACCGGUGAAUAAUAAGGGCUAUCCUAUUGGGGGAGUAACAGUGAAGUUUCCUUACAAACCAUAUCCUGUACAGUUUCAGUACAUGUCUAAAGUGAUCCAAGCUCUGAAGAACAGUCAGCAUGCCCUGUUGGAGUCACCCACUGGUACUGGUAAAACCCUGUCUCUUCUAUGUAGCACACUGUCCUGGCAGAAGAAGAUGAAGGCGGAGUGUGAAGUUGAGGAGGCCAGGAGGUGUCCUGUUCACGAUGUAGAUAAUUCCUACUACCCUGAUCCUGACCAAGAGAACCAGACUCUAAAGGGAGCAGAAGCGGGUACUUCAAGUACCAAUGGCAACAUCUCUAUUGUAGAACAAGACGACUCUGACUACAAAAAAGGGAAGAAGUUUGGAAGAAUAGCGUCUGUGAAGAUUCACAACCCAGUCUCAAAGAAGAAGAGCAUGGAAAAGAAGAUGAGAAGUGUUCAUUUGUUCAUUCACGAUGUGUACAGAAACGUGAAAGUAAAGCGAGUAGACGUGCGCACUAUACAAGAAGAGAACUCCCUUCGUUUAGUUGAAAUAGACGAGACCAGUAGCAGAUCUAUUUUUGUAGAGAUCCCUAAAAGUGGUGUGGCGAUGGUACAAAAGGAGCUGUUUCUUAAACCCAACACUAAGUUUGAGACUUGGGUCCUGACUGAGCCGGAAAACUAUCAACCUGCUCCUAAGUUUAUCGAUGAUAACACUCUCCCAACAACCCCUGCCCGGCCGAAUGGUAGGUCCCACUCUACUACACCUGUAAAGGCACCCUCCAAUACAACUUCUCCUGAUCGUAAUUCUGACGAUGACGACUUUAUCUCACCUAAUAAGUCUACACAUCCUAGUCCUGGUAUUGUACCAAAUGAACAUGAUACCUACGACUUUGAAAAGUCGGAUCCUGUAAAAUCUGAGAAACUGGAAAAGACGGAGCCAGGGAACGGUGCUGUGUUAUCAGAUUGUUGUUGUGAUGAGAUGAGACAGAGGAAACAUCCUCCUAAGAUCUACUUCUGCACCAGAACUCACCGGCAAAUUGCGCAGAUCAUUCGGGAAUUAAACAAAACAGAGUUCAGCAAGGUGCAUAUGUCAAUACUGUCCAGCAGAGAGCACUCCUGUGUUAACCCUAAACUAGCUAAGGAAUCCAAUAAAAAUGAUAAGUGCAGAGAGCUUCGUCAAGAAAAGAAGUGUAUGUACGGAGAGAACGCCAACAAACUUACCAGCCGGUCAGUGUUGAAACGGAACGGUAUAAACCAGGCCUGGGACGUUGAGGAGUUAGCUCGAGUCGGGAAACGGGAAAUAGCCUGUCCUUACUACGCAUCUGUGGAAAUGUCCAAGACGGCUGACAUAGUGUUCGCUCCGUAUAACUACAUUCUGGACCCUUUUAUUGCUGCUCAACGAGAACUAGCACUUUCUGACAACGUGGUUAUAUUCGAUGAAGGACACAACAUAGAGGACGUCUGUAGAAGCUCGGUGGGUUACGAAGCUACCCAGUUUAUGAUGGGUGAAGCUAUUGCUAACCUGGAUGAGGUUAUUGGUAAAGAUAGGCAGUGUGUUGGGUACAGCAAGGAGUAUCCUGAUUCUAACAUGGGGUUCGAGUCUCAGGAGCCACAACUGGAGGGAAUGAAGCUGUUUCUGGAGACCCUUCUAAACUGGACUCUAGCCUAUAAAAGUAGACUUGUUGAUGAUUACUUUGAGCAUUCUCAUUACUCUUUAGAGGGUGGUACUUGUCUCAAACAACUUCAGGCGAUAGGAAUAACCUCAGACCGAGUAGAGCAGUUGUCCGGCUGGGUAACUGUUAUUGCUGAGAAGGAUAAAGAACCCUCCGAGUCAUCACCUCAGGAACCCGAAUACAAACGUCCUAAACCCAAAAAUUCUACCUUGUUUCUUUGCGAGAAGUUUGUUAUAACUUAUCGAGUUUUCGCGUCUACUGGAAACGAUUCAUCCUUCAGUUUAUGUAUAAAACAGUCCCCUUUAAGUGUGGAGAAUCCUCAGACGCACAGGUUCGAACGUCUGAUCGGUAUAACUCUCAGUAUAAACUGCUUAAAUCCUUCUGUCGUCUUCAAACAUCUCAGUACGAAGUGUCAUUCUGUCAUUGUCACAUCAGGAACACUGAGUCCGAUGGACACAUUCCAGUCUGAACUGGGAGCAGAGUUCCGGGUCCAACACGAGGGUAAACAUGUGGUGCCUAAAUCUAACUUCCUAGCUAUGAACCUCACUGCUGGACCUAGUGGACAUUCCUUCAACGCAGGAUACAAGAACGCGGAGACCUUCAAGUUCCAAGAUGAUAUCGGCCAGGUGAUCUGCAGAGUGUGCAGCUUGGUCCCUCACGGAGUCCUCGUCUUCUUCCCCAGUUACAGACUCCUGGAGAAGGUAUCAGAACGGUGGCAGGCUACGGGAGAGUGGGACAAGAUGAAGGAUCACAAGGUUGUUGUGUCCGAACCUAGGGGCAGUAAUCGGAACGCGUUUAACGAGGCAAUGGAAGAGUUUGACGCAAACGUAGAAUCAGGAGCCCUACUUCUCGCGGUAUGUAGAGGGAAGAUAAGCGAGGGAGUGGACUUUGCUGAUAACAACGCUCGAGCCGUUAUCACUAUCGGGCUGCCCUUCCCCAACUUCAAGAGUACGGAGAUAACAGAUAAGCGGAAAUAUAACGAUAAGUUUUGUAAGGAGCAGGGCCUGCUGAGUGGUCAGGAGUGGUACACUAUACAGGCUUUCAGAGCGGUGAAUCAAGCUCUGGGUCGAUGUUUGAGGCACAUCCAGGACUGGGGAGCCAUCAUCAUGAUAGAAUCUCGUCUCCCUGGCAACGAGAGAUACUGGAAAAGUAUUUCGCGUUGGAUCAGAGACGAGAUGAUCUCAACAGAGAACUGCUCAGAGGCGUUUGAGAGACUAGAAUACUUUUGUCAUGACAAGCGGGGCAUGUUAGACCAGUAUAACUCAGGGGGGUUUGUAACAGACACCAGUACUGUCACUGAUACCAGUACUGUCGCUGAUACCAGUACUGUCACUGAUACCAGUACUGUCGCUGAUACCAGUGCCAGUAUUGAGGAGACCACCGAGUACCCUCACAGCAAAUAUCCUGUAAUUGAUCUAACGUUGUCACCGACCUCACAACCGCUGUCUACAAAUAUCCCUCUUUUCUCUGACAACAGAACAUUAGCGGCUGUACAAGAAAGACAGACUGCGGAUAUUGAUGCUUCUGACACGUCUACCUCCCCCGAACACAAUGUUACUGUGAAAUAUGAAAACGAGGACUCUAAAGCUAGCAUUGAUAUCUCAUCCUCUCCAGAGUUAUUUAUUGAGGAAGAGAUUGAGGGUGGGGCGACCAUCCGAGAGCUAGCAGACAAGUCUAUAAAAGAAAUAUCUCCUCCCAAUUUAACUUCACAUUUAGAUGAUAGACGAAUAUUUUCUUCAGAGGGGAUAACCCCUUUUAAAAUUAAUUCUAGCGCAGAUGAUAAACGGGCCCAUUCUCCAGAAGAAACUUCAAAUUUGGUGAUCAAGAGACGAAAGGUUAGUCGGAUGCAGCAGCAUUUGAAUGAGUCAAGUAGCGAGAACCACAGUUCCUAUAACUCUGUAUCCUAUGCCAGUCCUUCCUCCACCCCCUCUAACUCAUGUCCUACCUGCUCCAACAAGCUCCUCAAAACCAGACCUUCUCCAAACAAAACUGUUAAAAUAUCAGACUUUAUCCGAGGGAGGUAUGAUAUCCGAGCUCUCGGGAAACUUCAGUUCACAGCGUUUCCUGACGAAAACGCGGCUAAUUCUACUUUGGGUAACAUGGGUGUCUUCUGCACGGAGUGUAGCACUGUACUUGGUAGAGUCACUUUCUCUAUCGAGGACAAUUCUGUAGGUGGGAUUGUUCAGUUAGAGUGAACCACUAGAAGUAGAAUGAUUUAGAAAAAUAUUACUAUUCAUGAUUUUCAUUAAUCUUAAUUAUGUUUUACAGCAUGAACUACUUGGACUACAGGGCGUGGAGGUUCAUAAUAACUUUUGGUUUGUUUUUUUUUUUCAUGGACCGAAUUUAUUUUCAAUUGUGACAUUUUUAAUUUGAUUGAAUUCAUUUUAAGUUUUGCAGGAUUGAGAGAAAUUGUUGAUCAUAUUUUUAACUAUGUAUUUCUUAGAUUUUAACCGUAAAAUUUAAUUGAUUUUAACAACUAUUUCCAAUUAUUAAGCACUAAAAUAUUUGAGUUUUUUCCUUUUUUUUCAUUUAUGAAUAAUUACAUGUACCUAGCGUCCUAACCGAGCCAACUUGGUUAUAAAGCCAAAAGAAUUCUGCCAUUUAUUGGUAAGGGCGCUGUGGCAGCCCCAAGGGCCACUGUAGUAGGGCGCUGUUGCAGCCCCGAGGGACACGAUGAGAUAAAAUGUAUUGGAACCGUGUGCUUACCCGGGUAAACUUCCAGUUCCAUAUAAUUGAUAUUAUGUGGAUUGGUCAAAUUUGCUAUUUCUCAGUCUGGCUUUCAAGCCGCCCC